This is a messenger RNA of Brenthis ino (lesser marbled fritillary), 2445 nucleotides long. Lineage: Eukaryota; Metazoa; Arthropoda; Insecta; Lepidoptera; Nymphalidae. The record is from the annotation of a GenBank genome assembly.
AUGAGUGAUGACAAUAUAGAACCGUGCAGUAUUCCAUUACUGCGUGAUAAUGUCGAAGAUUUAGACAGUUAUGAUGACGUCAUGAAUAGUACAGAAAGAGAGGAAAGAGUAUUUUUGAAAGAAAAUGAAGGAAAUAGAGAAAAAAAGAGACAGUUAGAAAAUAGUGAGGAGAGCGAGACAGGGGAUGCUGAAGAAGGAUGGACCAAGGUUCGAGGAAAAGGGAAGAGAACAUGUCUUCGAAGUGAGAUUGACGUGAAUGUGAGCAAUCAUAAUUUUGAAAUAUAUAUCUCCUCUAAAGAUAAGUUGCCCAAACAAUUCGCCCUAGCAAGAACUUUUCAACAGCUCAAUAUCACUAGCAUCAAUCACGUUAAAUACAUAACACCCUAUAAAGUGCGGUUGCAUCUGGAGAACGAGGAGACUAUGAAAAAUAUUUUGGAAUGCGAAGAGUUAAUUCGUAAAGGUUGGAGAAUAUAUAAAGCUAUGGAAGUGUCAUAUUGUUAUGGUGUUAUUAGAGAUGUUGACCUUGAUUUGAGUGAAGAAGAAAUUUUGAAUAAUAUAUCUUGUCCUUUUUCUAUUGAAAUCCUAUCACUUAAGCGACUUAAUAGAAAGGCUUUAAAUGUUUACGCAUCGACUUUUACACCACAAAAACCUAUCGAACGAGAAGUGAGUAUUCAACCAACCACAUCUUAUGAGAAUAAGAAUCCUUUGGGCUUUAACCAGGGCUCACCUACUUUUGCAGAAAUAGUUAAAACAUCGGUGGAAAUUCAUGACAUACAAAAAAAGAGUGAACAGAAUAAAAGUUCACAUAAUUUCAUUGAGCACCGAAGACCACGUAUGAAACGGACACAAAGGGAACAAAAGGAAAACCAAAACACCACAAGUCAGUCGGAUUACGAAUUUAUAUAUGCAGAGGUUGAGAGUCAAAAGGAAGAGAAUGUAAGCGAGGAUCUGAAAUAUGAGGGCAAAUUAACUUUUAAGGAAUUAAGUAUUAGCAAUAGGAACAUUAUUCAAUGGAAUGCGCAAAGUAUUAGACCUAAGUUGAGUUCAUUUGUUGAGGUGUUAAAUGAGGAAAAGAUUCAUGUUGCUGUUUUAAGUGAAACUUGGCUUAAACCUGACAUUUAUUUAAAUAUACGUGGGUAUAAUACUUACCGGCUAGAUAGGCAAGAUGGAUUUGGUGGUGUUGCUAUUUGUGUACACAAAUCUGUGCAUUCUUCACUACAACGUGUGCGGAUAGACAAUAGCGGUAUGGAAAUUUUAUGUGUAAACUUAAGUAAUUUCAGUCCUAUAGAUUAUAUUUUAUCAGUGUACUGUCCUCCCUCUUUGAUUAUAAGUAAAAGUGAUUGGGAUAGGCUUCUAUCUUUGUAUACUAAAAAAACACUAAUAUUAGGAGACUUCAAUGCGCAUCAUAGUAAUUGGUCGAAUAAGAUAGAUUAUAAGGGAUCACUUAUGUUUGAUGCUUUAGUCGAUAGUAACUUUAUAACUUUAAAUAAUGGUGAGGCUACUAGGAUGCGCUUAGUCAAUGGGAGGCUUCAACAAUCCUCACCUGAUAUUACCUUAGUUUCUUCAGAUAUUGCUUUACAAUUCAACUGGAGGGUGAUAAAUGAAACAUUGGGGAGUGACCACUUAAUGGUGAAGGUUUCUUGUAUUUCGAAUUCUUUAAUUAACCCUAUAGUAAAGCGAAACUUUCGCAAAGCCAAGUGGACUUCAUAUAAAAAUGACACAGAGAAAUUGUUCACUGAUCUCAUUUUACCUGUAGAUCUUCAAAAAGGUUAUGAUUUAUUUAUCUCUAAAAUAAACGAGGCUGCUGCCAAAAAUAUACCUCUAGUUAAGUAUAAUCAGAACCCGGAAUCUAAGUUUACCCCUAGAUCUUUUUGGACAAAGGAAUUAUCCCAUGAAGUAGCUCAGCGUAGACUUGCCCUUGCAAUAUUUCGACGGAAUCCCAGCCCGAAUAAUUACAUAAAACUUAAAAAACACAUAAGUGUUGCGCAGCGAGAUAUUCGUUAUGCUAGGAACAAAGAUUUCCAGAAUUCAUGGUCUUCGGUGGAUGAAUCAACAACUUCUAAUGAAAUGUGGCAUAAAAUGUCCUGGAUGAAAGGUUUUAGAAAGUCUAAGCGUCAUAUAAAUGAUAUAGAAGCUGAAAAACUGCUUCGUUCGUUAGCCCCUGAUUACGUUUCCCCACCUUGUCCCGAUAUUCGAAGUACAAAUAUUACAAUUGAAUGCCCAAUUUCAAUUCAGGAUGCAGUACAACUUUUCAAUUGGCAUAAAGUUGCGCGUGCCGAGGGUUUGAUCAAGUUAUUACCAGGUUGCGGCUUCAACUACUCCGUCAGAAUUAUAGACAUGGUCUGUUUCGAACAGUCUUAUGUUAGAACUAUACAUAGAAAUUCCUACCUUAUGGCAUUCGUGUACAAGAUCCUAAAGCACCCAACUAUCAGUGCUCAACUCCUU